AUGUUUGAUGAGCACGCCCUUCACUCCUUUCCUCCUCCCUUCACUCCUUUCCUCCUCCCUUCACUCCUUUCCUCCUCCCUUCACUCCUUUCCUCCUCCCUUCACUCCUUUCCUCCUCCCUUUACUCCUUCCCUCCUCCCUUUACUCCUUUCCUCCUCCCUUUACUCCUUCCCUCCUCCCUUUACUCCUUUCCUCCUCCCUUCACUCCUUUCCUCCUCCCUUCACUCCUUUCCUCCUCCCUUUACUCCUUUCCUCCUCCCUUUACUCCUUCCCUCCUCCCUUUACUCCUUUCCUCCUCCCUUUACUCCUUCCCUCCUCCCUUUACUCCUUUCCUCCUCCCUUCACUCCUUUCCUCCUCCCUUCACUCCUUUCCUCCUCCCUUUACUCCUUUCCUCCUCCCUUUACUCCUUUCCUCCUCCCUUCACUCCUUUCCUCCUCCCUUUACUCCUUUCCUCCUCCCUUUACUCCUUUCCUCCUCCAUUUACUCCUUUCCUCCUCCCUUUACUCCUUUCCUCCUCCAUUUACUCCUUUCCUCCUCCAUUUACUCCUUUCCUCCUCCCGUACCUGCACCGUCAGCCGCACUUGGAGGGAUGAGCGUCGUGGUUUGCAUGUCAGCAGCCAUGGGGAGGCCGAGGAUGGAAACAAGCCCCACCACGGCGGCCCAUGUUGCUGGCAGGCCUUCUCCUUCUGGGCCUCUGUGUCCCGCCCCACUCGCACCGAGCACCCACGCUUCGCCACACCCUAUAGGAAAAGGGACAACGGGACGAAAUCAGUAUGA
Messenger RNA from Closterium sp. Naga37s-1, 777 nucleotides. Lineage: Eukaryota; Viridiplantae; Streptophyta; Zygnematophyceae; Desmidiales; Closteriaceae. The record is from the annotation of a GenBank genome assembly.